GCAGAGAAUUUCCCCAGAACAGCGAUGACCGUUACCACCACAGGGAGUACCUUGGAAGUAGACCAAGUCAAGCAGGAUAUAUGCUCAUUGGGGGCAUUGUUUGCCUUUUGAUCCUUGCUGUUCCAGAGGACCUCCCUGUGGUAGUAACAGUCAUCGCUGUUCUGGAAAAAUUCUCUGCAACUGCUGGUUUCAGUACAGCCUACAUUUAUACUGCAGAACUUCACCGUACCUUUGUUAGGAAUAGUGGUUUCGGCCUAAACUCCAUGUGUGCACGUGUGGCGGGCAUCCUUGCUCCACUCAUCAGACUGCUGGAGGUCUACCAUUACACCAUCCCCAUGCUGACAUAUGGGAUCAUCCCAGUUAUUGCUGGAGGUUUGGCUUUGUUACUGCCUGAGACCCUCAAUGUUGAACUUCAACAACACACUGAACUGAAAUAA
This is a messenger RNA of Thalassophryne amazonica, 437 nucleotides long. RefSeq names its product solute carrier family 22 member 13-like. Lineage: Eukaryota; Metazoa; Chordata; Actinopteri; Batrachoidiformes; Batrachoididae. The coding region runs from base 81 to 437 and encodes 118 amino acids. The record is from RefSeq and is a predicted model, not a curated record. The transcript has 4 exons.